This is a messenger RNA of Ruditapes philippinarum (Manila clam), 2663 nucleotides long. RefSeq lists its product as uncharacterized. The coding region runs from base 103 to 2601 and encodes 832 amino acids. The record is from RefSeq and is a predicted model, not a curated record. The transcript is spliced from 5 exons. Lineage: Eukaryota; Metazoa; Mollusca; Bivalvia; Venerida; Veneridae.
UGUUGGGUUUAACGUCAGGAAACAUAGUUACCGCGUCGCAUAAAGUAAAAUGUAACACUCAAAAAUACAAAUGCCAGAUUUACACGAAAUAUAAGCUGCUUAAUGGCAGUGGCUGUGGAUAUAUCUGGAAGUAAUUAUCUUAGCUACUCUCCGCUCAAUGAUAAACAUAAUAUUUUAUACAGCGGCGCUCGAAACAGCUUCAACCAGCGUUACAAGCAAAAGCCAUGGUUUCGUUUGAAUCCGUGCACAGAUAAAGGAGUCAGAAAAGGGGAGAAUAUAGACCGAUAUGAUCCCGAAAAUGACACUGAAUUAUCACUGUUGCAAUCUUUAGUCAUUGUCGAAGAUUAUUUCAGCGACGCGCCACAGCUGAUCAAAGAAUUCAACAUCAGUGAAUUUUGGGAUUUCUUGUUCUCUGAUAGUUGGUCAAGCGGCCAUUAUGUGCGGGUAUUUGAAGGUCAGCUCCUGGACAUGAUAUUUUCGUGUCUCAUGUCAUUGACGCACUCUUAUAAAGUUGUUCAACACGAAACCAAAGCUUUCGCAAAAAACAAACGACUAAAAUAUUCCACGAUGAAACAAGAAAAAAAGACAGAAGCGGAUCAAAUACUUUGUACAGAGACGUUGCUUCUCAAGUUUAUAUAUUACGGUCACGUGGUUAAACCAACCUUUUUCGACCAAGAGAGUUCACUUGGGUAUCCCGACAUGACAACAACGGCAACAAACAGUUCCUGGCACCAUGAGGCAAUCGCCAAAGACAGUAAAGUUUAUGGUGAAACAAGUUCAACCAUUUGUGUAAGGACGUCUGAUUUAAAGUCGCCUUCUCCUCCACCAAUAAAGGUAAACAGUAUUAAUCAUCAUCCAAGGAAGGCGCGAGUUAGGGCGUCGAGUAAAACAUUUUUUCGAUUAGAAAAUGAAAGAGUAUCGAUGUCAAGAUUUACAUCCCAAAAUGACAGUUUUUUACCAAAUCUUCAAAUACAACGUGGCAGUAACUACCGUUACACGUGCAGCAACUUUAGUAACGCAAGUGACGAUUACAAGAGUUUACCUCCAAAAGUUGAUCUAAAUCAUUUCAUCUGCACCGAGAAAGUUUCGUAUUUAGGAGAGUCAGCGGUGUACCUUGGAGAGUUCCAAUUGCCACCAGAAGACUCAACAGAGGAUGACAAUGACGAUAAUGAUGAUGACACAGAUAAUGACGAUGACAACGAUGACGAUGACAAAGAUAAUGACGAUUACAACGAUAAUGACGAUGACAACGAUAAUGACGAUUACAACGAUGAUGACAAUGACGACGAUGAGAACUUUGGACAGUAUUUUUACUUGGGUGGUGCCGAUAAACCAGUCAAAGGGGACGUACCCGAGUCAGCAAUGGUGAAAUUAAGAAAAAGAAAAGAAAUUGUUCAGCAAAAUCGUAACAAAAAGAAACAACUCAUUGCUCAACGAAAGCAAAGUGGUCUCAUUGCUCAACGAAAGCAAAGUGGUGACAAAAUAAUGCCUGAGUUCUCUGAACUUGACGUCAAGAAGUACGUGAAAGAUCAUGAAGUACCACAAAUAAUAGCAGUACCAAAGAAUGAGACAGUUCCAACACUUGAGGAAUAUGCUGAAAAUUUAGAGGCUGACUUAAAACGCGAAGCAAGACUCAAAGAUAAAGCGAUGGCAAGCAGGACUGCAAAGAAAAGUGCCAUUAAUUUCGGUAAAUUUGGAAUAGCGUUUUCAUUUACUGGUCUUAAGGCUGGUACAGAUGUGAAAAGUUUAAAUAAUAAAACUUCCGCACAAAGAAUGAUUAUGAUUGAGACACUGAUGAAGGCAAGGAAGAAAAAACAGAAGGUACCUGAAAGAACAAAUAAAAUUGUAGUUCCACUUGUUUAUAUAUCAACGCCGUCGGGGCUUACCUUUCUACAUCCAGUAAGUACACCAUUGCUGAAGAAAAAGAAUGUAGAGGAACGACAUCUAGCAUACAUAGGACAGACAGGACCUAAAUUUCCAAAAAUUAAACUGGUUCCUUCGAACGAAAUGGAAUCUCCAGACGAACAAGAUUCAGAAGAAGACGCUGAAGAUAUCGAUGAAGGUGAGUUCAAUUCAAAAAAACUGAACAUUAAAUACAGCACAGAGAGAAUGAGGAAAGUGAAAGCAGCAAUAAGGGCAGAGGAAAGGAGAAAUAAGAGUCACAUAUAUGAUUUAUUGAAAAAAUAUUGCCGCAUGCAAUCUGUCUUUAAAGCAUUUAGUGGGCCACAAAAGAAACGGCACAAAUCAUCUGUUGCUGGUCUACCUUUCGGCACCAGUAUAAAGAAGAAAAAGAAGAAAACGCCCAAAAGUUCUGAAAAUAUUGAACCAGAAUGUAAUGCGUUUGUGAAUGUCGGAAAACUGAAAAAGUUUGCAUUUCUAGAGGCAAAUGAGAAAGCAAAAACUCCGUCAAGUGAACAGUUGAAAUCUCUGUUUAAUAAUUAUCCAAUGGAUCUUUUUUGUGAAAAUUUAGAGAGAGCUUUAAAAGAUUUCGUGGUACGAAGAGAAAUUGUCAUCUCUGACUACAAUGGCAAGACCUUGGUUUCUUUGACUUUUACUAAAAAAUCAGUAUUUACCUCUAGUAAGUAUUCAGUGCAUCAAUAAAAGUUUUUAAAGUUAUAUCAAUUUUAAAUUGAUUGUGAAAAUCAACUAUAAAAAAAUUUAAA